Messenger RNA from Calidris pugnax (ruff), 3337 nucleotides. RefSeq names its product doublecortin like kinase 2 (gene DCLK2). Gene Ontology annotation, molecular function: protein kinase activity; ATP binding. The transcript is spliced from 17 exons. Lineage: Eukaryota; Metazoa; Chordata; Aves; Charadriiformes; Scolopacidae. The record is from RefSeq and is a predicted model, not a curated record. Gene Ontology annotation, biological process: intracellular signal transduction; protein phosphorylation. Bases 379 to 2694 code for a protein of 771 amino acids.
CCCCGCACCGGCGGAGAAGCGGCUGAGGAGGGGAACCUGCGCGGCAUCGGCGCCCUCCGCAUUGUGCGAGCCUGCAUGGUGGGCACGGCGGGGCCGCGGGGUUCCCCCGAGCCUCCCGCCCGCUCCCCGCCCCGGCGUUGCCCGUAGCCGCCGGCUGAAGAAGGCAUUUUGAGGGAUGCUUUUGUGCGCGGCCGCGGGUAACGGCGGAGCUAGCGGCGGCUGGGGCGGGUCAGGUCGGGCGUCGCGGUCACCCUCAGCCCUCCCGGUGAGGCAGGCCGGGGGGCGAUGCUGAAUUAGGACGAGUGGAGCCAGCUCAGGGGAAGGCUUAGCAGUCGGUAGCCGGCCCUUGGGAGGGCGGGCUAGGCGGGCGGCUCCCCCAUGGCGAGCAACCGGAGCAUCGAGCUGGAGCACUUCGAGGAGCGGGACAAGAGGCAGCAGCGCUCCGGGCCCCGCCGCGGCGGCGGCAGCGGCUCCGGUGGGGGGGGCGCGGGCCCGCGGGGUAACGGGCUGAUCCCCAGCCCAGCCCACAGCGCACACUGCAGCCUCUACCGGACGCGGACCCUGCAGGCCCUCAGCUCGGAGAAGAAGGCCAGGAAAGCCCGUUUCUACCGCAACGGGGACAGGUACUUCAAGGGCUUGGUGUACGCCAUCUCCACCGACCGCUUCCGCUCCUUCGAUGCUCUCCUGGUCGAGCUCACCCGGUCCCUGUCGGACAACGUCAACCUGCCUCAGGGGGUCCGCACCAUCUACACCAUCGACGGCAGCAAGAAGCUCACCAGCCUGGACGAGCUGGUGGAAGGUGAAAGUUACGUAUGUGCAUCCAAUGAACCGUAUCGCAAAGUUGAUUACACCAAGAAUGUCAAUCCAAACUGGUGUGUGAACAUAAGGACUGGAUCCACUCGAUCCUUGACAUCUUUGUCAUCUACAAAGAGUGAAGUGAAGGAGAGUAAAGACUUCAUUAAACCCAAGUUAGUGACUGUUAUUAGGAGUGGAGUAAAACCACGGAAAGCUGUGAGAAUUCUGCUGAAUAAGAAGACUGCUCACUCCUUCGAACAGGUCUUGACUGACAUCACAGAAGCCAUUAAGUUAGAUUCGGGUGUAGUCAAGAGACUUUGUACACUGGAUGGAAAACAGGUGACGUGCCUGCAGGACUUCUUUGGAGAUGAUGACGUCUUCAUUGCAUGUGGGCCUGAGAAAUACCGCUAUGCUCAGGAUGACUUCGUCUUGGAUCACAGUGAAUGCCGUGUUAUGAAGUCCUCUUAUUCCCGAUCCUCUGGCAUGAGGUACACUGCAUCCAAAAGUCCAGGGCCUUCACGGCGAAGCAAAUCACCUGCCUCAGUAAAGAGGGGUGGCCACUACUCCAGUGCUUAUUCUUCAGCAAAAUCCCCAGUUAAUGGAACUCCAAGCAGUCAAUUAUCCACCCCAAAAUCUACAAAGUCCUCCAGUUCUUCACCAACAAGCCCAGGCAGCUUUCGUGGACUCAAGAUUUCUCCACACGGUGGAUCUUCUUCCAAUGUCAACGGUGUACCUGAAUCUCUCCAUUGCCAGAGUCCUGAAGGUGUGAAUGGAAACAAGUGCUCAGAGUCAUCUGCCAUUCUGGAGAAGUACAAAGUGGGGAAGGUGAUCGGCGAUGGCAAUUUUGCUGUUGUAAAGGAGUGCGUGGAACGGUCCACGGGAAAGGAGUUUGCACUGAAGAUCAUAGACAAGGGAAAAUGCUGUGGAAAGGAACACCUGAUUGAAAAUGAAGUGUCCAUUCUACGUCAGGUGAAGCAUCCAAAUAUCAUUAUGCUUAUAGAGGAAAUGGACACCCCAACAGAACUCUACCUGGUGAUGGAGCUGGUCAAGGGAGGAGAUCUCUUCGAUGCUAUCACUUCUUCUACAAAGUACACCGAGCGAGACGGGAGCGCGAUGGUCUACAAUCUGGCCAGUGCACUCAAAUACCUUCAUGGUCUCAACAUCGUGCACAGAGACAUCAAGCCAGAAAAUCUCCUGGUAUGUGAAUAUCCAGAUGGAACCAAGUCUUUGAAGCUGGGAGACUUCGGGCUGGCAACUGUGGUGGAAGGACCUUUAUACACGGUCUGUGGGACACCCACCUACGUGGCUCCAGAAAUCAUUGCAGAGACAGGAUAUGGCUUGAAGGUGGACAUUUGGGCUGCAGGUGUGAUCACAUACAUACUGUUAUGUGGAUUCCCUCCUUUCCGCAGUGAAAACAACCUUCAGGAAGACCUCUUUGACCAGAUACUUGUUGGGAAGCUGGAAUUUCCAUCGCCCUACUGGGAUAACAUCACUGAUUCAGCAAAGGAGUUAAUUAGCCUGAUGCUACACGUGAAUGCUGAAGCCCGAUAUACAGCAGCACAGAUCCUAAGCCAUCCCUGGGUGUCAGAUGAUGCUUCCCAGGAGAAUAAUAUGCAAGCUGAAGUAACAGGUAAACUGAAGCAGCACUUUAAUAACACCCUACCCAAGCAAAAUAACACAUCUGCUGGGGUUUCUGUCAUCAUGAACACAGCUCUAGAUAAAGAGAGUCAGAUUUUCUGCAGCAAGCGCUGUCAGGACUCUGGUAGAGCUGGACUGGAGAACAUUUCAGCAGUCCCUGCUGCAGCUGAUGGUCCUCGUGUGGCUGGCUCCAAGCCCCUCUUCCCUCCUGCUGCUUCUGAGCCACCCCCAGCAUCUCCUGGGGAUCAGCCCGGUGUGUGAGACGGACAAAAAACAAACCCAAGGGCAGCUCCCUGUGCUCUCCUCCCAUUUCUCUUCAUUUCACCCCAAGACAGCCCCUCUGCAGUUUGGGUGCAGCCUCUCCUGGCAAGCCCCAGGCAGGCUCUGCCACAGGAGACUCAUCUUCUCCUGGUGGGUGAGUGAACGUGCAUUUCGAGUGCUCUUUGCCCUUGUCUGGAGAAUAGCAGUAGGGGAAAGAUUCCGGCAACUUUAGGUGAUAUUUUAAGUUAUCUGUGUUAAUUAACUGCAUUUCACCCAGCUCUAAGUAGGAAGACUCAUGGUGUAGCUAACCCUAUUGUCAUGUGAGCAGCAAGACGAGGAACCUGGCCUCACCUCGAUGGGUGAUGAGGAUGCUCAGAAGCAGGAGAGGAAGGCAAGGGAAGAAAACCUGCAUUCACCUGGUAUUCCCAAUGCCUCUCAUUUUUAGCCAAGUUUCUACCGAUCCUUGAAGAGGCAAAUUUUCAGAAGAAUUUUUUUUAGUGGACUAACUGUAAAAUAUCAUGAGACAAACAUUGGAGCUAGAAGGAAGGGUGGUUGUUUUUGCAUCAAGUUUGUUACCUGAUUUGCAGGCUACAGGGUAGUGUUUAGCUAAUAUGAAUUUAAAUAAAGUGACUUGGGAUGUAAA